ACCUGAUCUCGAGCAGAUCUAGCUAGUUAGUGAAGAUGAGCUCGCCGGCGGCAGUGAAGGUGAUCGGCGCAUUCGACAGCCCAUUCAGCCACCGUGCCGAGGCCGCCCUGCGGCUCAAGGGGGUCCCCUACGAGCUCGUCCUGGAGGACCUGCGCAACAAGAGCGAGCUGCUGCUCACCCACAACCCCGUCCACAAGAAGGUGCCCGUGCUCCUCCACGGCGACCGCGCCGUCUGCGAGUCCCUCCUCAUUGUGGAGUACGUCGACGAGGCAUUUGACGGCCCGGCGCUCCUCCCCGCCGACCCACACGAGAGGGCCAUGGCCCGCUUCUGGUCCCGCUUCCUCGACGACAAGUGCUCCAAGCCGUUCUGGCUGGCGAUGUGGACGGAUGGCGAGGCGAAGAAGGGGUACGUGAAGGAGAUCAAGGAGAGCUUCGCGCUGCUGGAGGCGCAGCUGGAGGGGAAGAGGUUCUUCGGCGGCGACGCCAUCGGCCUCGUCGACAUCGCGGCGUGCGGGUUCGCGCACUGGCUGGGCGUCUGCGAGGAGGUCUCCGGGGUGACCCUGGUCACCGACGACGAGUUCCCCCGCCUGCGCCGCUGGGCCGUGGAGUACGUCUCCGACGAGAAGAUCGGCGCGUGCCUGCCCGCGGACAGGGCCGUGCUGCUCGAGCACUUCUCCGCCAAGAAGGAGAUGUUCAUGGCCAUGGCCAAGUCCAUGCUGCCCAAGUGAUGUUCGAUGUUGUUGUGCGUGUCUAUGGAUGCGGAUGUGGACGUCGCCAUGUGGGGUUGCAUGGGUCAUCAUCGGUAAGUUUAAUGUAGGCAGUCAGCGCGGCCGGCGAUCGAUCGCAGCUACUAUGUCAUGUU
Lolium perenne is the source of this 862-nucleotide messenger RNA. Its product is annotated as glutathione transferase GST 23-like. Gene Ontology annotation, cellular component: cytoplasm. Gene Ontology annotation, molecular function: glutathione transferase activity. The record is from RefSeq and is a predicted model, not a curated record. Gene Ontology annotation, biological process: glutathione metabolic process. NCBI's taxonomy places the organism in Eukaryota, Viridiplantae, Streptophyta, Magnoliopsida, Poales, Poaceae.